Messenger RNA from Iphiclides podalirius (scarce swallowtail), 1533 nucleotides. The record is from the annotation of a GenBank genome assembly. NCBI's taxonomy places the organism in Eukaryota, Metazoa, Arthropoda, Insecta, Lepidoptera, Papilionidae.
AUGGUGGUUCCGGUAGAAAAAGCUAAGGAGUAUAUGAAACAUAAUAAUGACAAAUUUGAGUCCAUUGGCUACAAUAACAGUGAUAAAUCUGGAAAUGACUUUUGUAAUAACAAAUUAAUUUAUGCUGAUUACACCCGGACUUUGCCCAAUAAUGCAUUGGAGUAUAGCGAUAUUUUAAGUCAAGAUUAUGUUGCUGGAUUUCCACAAAAAUUUUUGAGAUUGGUGCAAGACAUUGAAGCGAAACAAAUGCUGUUUGCGGAAACUGAAUACAUGCUGAGGAAAAUACCAAUAGAGCAGACAGUAAAUUUUGAUUUAAAACUGAUUGUACAGAAUAUUAUGCAUGUCAGUUCAUCGAUGCGGUUGAAGUUCUAUAAAAGCAACGUCAUAGUGAUGAGGGAAACCUCCCCGCUGGCAACACUGGGCUUCGUAGCUCAACUGCUGUGCGCCCACUCUGACGUGGUAAUUGAGUCGUCGGCGCAGACAGCCGUGCUGUGCCACAUCUUCACAGUCGCCUGCCACAACGCUGGAUUGAACAAUGUGAAACUAGCUUUGGUGGAAAACUCUCCGUCGGGCGGCAAUGACGUCACAGAAAUUCCAGAACUGUUGUCCGGCUGUGUGGCGGUGGUGACCGGUAGCGCCGACGUCGACUCCGCCGUGGACGCCCUAAUUGCUGCUCCCGAUAAGGGCCCCUGGCGAUUGGGGCGGGUUUCCGUGCAGGAGUGCAUCGGCGAGCGGUUCCGUCGCGCGCUCUCUUGGAAGUCGGCGCUGGAGGGAUCGAACCCGCAACUCGGCGCCGCCCGCACCGCCUACGCAGCGAACGGCAAACUUUUCAGCUACGAGCACCACGGGCGCGGGGUCAACGACCUUGUCGCGGUCGACGAGUACCGGACGGUGAGGGAGCUGCUGUCUCUCUCUAACGCGUGCGCCCCGCUCGCCCUCUCGCUCUGGUGCGGCGGCGUGGCGGAGGCGAACGAGAUAGCCCACAACUCCUCCGCGGACCUGGUCUGGAUUAAUGGGUACGGUGCGUUCGCUGGACCGCCCGCCGCCUCCCAGGGCUUCUAUUCAAUCCUCGAUGUGGCGUUCGCCGGUAUAGGUGUGCCCGCCACCGCCGUGCAAACACUGUCGAAAAGCGGGGCCUGGAUGAAACUGACUGCGGACAAGAGACGCGAGCUGCUGUAUGCCGCCUGGGAACAGUUCGGAAUAGCUUCGGUCAGUUUGGACACCGAAUUUGGCGCGGAUAGCUUCGCUUCGGUGGAGGGGCCGUUCCUCUGCAUCGGCAUCCGGAGGCCAGCGGGGCUGGUGGCCUGCCUCGGGCGGGAUUCCAGUCGGGAGGCCUUGGCCGCCUCGCUGGCCGGCAACGCGGUGCUGUUUGGCGACGCCGCUUGGCAGAAGCCGAUCCACGAGGCGAUGGCGGCGGCCGGCGCUCCCGUGGCCACCUUCCGCCCCCUCGAGGGCGACCGCAGUGUCCCGUCGGCGCUCUCCAGCUGCAGGACGAAGGUGGUCUGGACGAGCUUCGGCACGGUGUUCGCCAAU